AACCAUGUAAAUAAUAAACAGUAUAAAAACGACGACAUGCAAACUAAAUUCAAGCAAGAAAGAACUUACAUGUUGCAACAAUGGCGAACCGAGUCGAGAUCAUCUCCAAAGAAACAAUCCUGCCGUCGUCUCCCGCGGAGCCGCACAUCCGGGAAUUGAAACUUUCAUUUCUCGAUCAAAUUGCUGUCCCAAUCUACACUCCCAUAAUAUACUUCUACACAGAUGAUCAAUCCGACCAAUUUUGCCCCACUGACAUACUCCUCCGGCUCAAGAAAUCCUUGUCCGAUGCUCUGACGAUAUUCUAUCCGAUCGCGGGGAGAAUUCGAGACGGCAAUCGAUUCAUCGAUUGCAAUGACAAUGGCGCCGAAUUCAUUGAAGCUAUGGUUCACAGAAAGCUAGCAGAUAUUAUAGAGAAUUGUGAUAUGGAUGAGCUUAGAGAGUACCUGCCUGUGCAGCCACAGGAUCAUCCUCAUCAGGGGGAAGCAACUGUCCUGCUUGUGCAGGCUAACCUCUUCGAUUGCGGAGGAAUCGCCAUGGCGGUUUGCCUGUCGCACAAAGUAGCCGACGGAAAUUCGUUGUCGAAAUUUGUGCAAGCUUGGGCGGCGAUUAGCCGCGGCGAAGCUGCCGGAGUAGUUGCUCCGAACUUCCAUGUCCUGGCGGAGCAAUUCCGCCCUAUAGAUCUGCCUGAACCUGAUCUGUCGCCGUCCAAGUUCAUCUACCGUGAGAAAAUUGUGACGAGAAGAUUCAUUUACGAUGAUCAGAAAUUGGCGUCGUUGAGGGCUGAAAUCGCGACGGCGGAAGGAUCGAAGGUGAAGGAUCCGAGCAGAGUGGAGGCUGUUUCGGCUUCGAUUUGGAGGCAUUUCAUCGAACACCAUCGGCGCAAUGGAUGCAGGACGUUCGCAGCAGUUCAUCCGGUGAAUCUGAGGCCUCGAAUGGCGGAUCCUCCGCUCCAAGCCUUCGGCAAUUGCUACGUAUUAUCGCCGGCGUACGUCGCCGACGGUGACGGAGAGCACGAAUUGCACCGUCUAGCAGAGCUUCUGAGGAACGCAUUCAGAAAAAUCGACGGCGAAUAUAUAGGGGAAAUCCAGAGGAGCGGCGGAGGAGAAUACCAAACCCUAAGGCAGAGCAUAGCGAUUACGAAGAAGGAAGGAGCAUCGGUGUGCAGUUUCAGCAGUUGGUGUGGAUUUCCGGUGUACGGGACGGACUUCGGGUGGGGGAAACCGGCGUGGGUGUGCACGACGAUAUUUCCAUUCAAGAACAUCGUGAUACUGAUGAGCAGAGCCGACGGGAAAGGGAUCGAGGCGUGGGUUAACAUGCUUGAAGACGACGACGAUGGCGACUUCAAAACACUGGGAGACUAA
This is a messenger RNA of Andrographis paniculata, 1361 nucleotides long. Its product is annotated as stemmadenine O-acetyltransferase-like. The coding region runs from base 81 to 1361 and encodes 426 amino acids. The transcript has a single exon. The record is from RefSeq and is a predicted model, not a curated record. NCBI's taxonomy places the organism in Eukaryota, Viridiplantae, Streptophyta, Magnoliopsida, Lamiales, Acanthaceae.